Molecule: messenger RNA, 2016 nt
Organism: Metopolophium dirhodum (rose-grain aphid)
Lineage: Eukaryota; Metazoa; Arthropoda; Insecta; Hemiptera; Aphididae
Product: radial spoke head protein 4 homolog A-like
Exons: 9
Coding region: 1-2016 (671 amino acids)
Biological process (GO): cilium assembly; axoneme assembly; cilium movement involved in cell motility
Cellular component (GO): radial spoke; axoneme
Source: RefSeq, a predicted model, not a curated record
AUGUCUAUUAUGGAAAUUGUAAAAUCGAUAUCAGACACAAAGAAAAUAUCGUCAAAAGAAAUUAAAGAUAAUGUACAAUCAAUCAAAAAAAUAAGUAACCAUGAUAAAUCAAAAGUAUCAUCUCAGUCAACCCAAUUUAGAUCAUUAUUUACGUGUGGCGUACCAGGAUUGAAAGAAUUUGAUUAUGAUAUUGACAUAAAUUAUGCAAUUGGGCUAUUAAAACAACAAGAUGGAAAUGUUAAUGUGUAUAGUCAUUUACAAGACAUUUUAGAUAAGAUAUUAUUGGAAAGGCCUAAAAAUCCACUACAAAACUUUGAAAAAUAUAGCGUGAUGUUGAAGCGUACAUAUAUUCAUAAUGAUGUUAAUUUUGAACGUGUCUUUGUGGAUAAUAUAAACCGGAAUUAUUGCUUUAAGAGUUUACAAAUGUAUAAGUGUGCAUUGAAAAAACAAGCUGAACAACAAAAACAAUAUAAUAUUAACAAAAAAAAUAUUAGAAAGUCAGAAAUUGAUCAACAUGAAGAGAAGAAAACUAUGAAUAAUAUUAAUGAUAUCGUGCAAGUUCAGAAUCUUUGUGAAGUAAACUAUAUGUUUAAUAAAGCUGGUUUUGGACUUCCAGCGGAUGAAGCUGCAGUUAUAUACCUAACCAUGAAUGAAAUGGCUCAGUUAAAAAAAUUUGAAAGCAUAAGGUUUUGGGGAAAAAUAUUUGGUAUAAAAAAAAUGUAUUAUGUAAUAGAAUGCAAAUGGUCGGACGUAGAAUUAGAACGUAAAAUAAUGAGAGUAAACAGUGUAAGCCAUAACUCAAAAUCAUCAAAACAUAUAGAUAAUGAUAUCACUAGUGACUCACUUCGACAAGGCCCCAUAAUAAUAGAUCCAGAUAAUGCCCUAGAUACAGAAAAUGAAUUUGAAUCUGCUGUAUCAUAUACUGAUGGUGAAAUGGCUGAAAAUUCAAUUAAUCAUUACGAUUCAUGGAUUACUUUAAAUGAUAGUGACAGUUGCACAGCAAUACCAAAAUCCUCGUCAAAAACCUUGUUACCACCAGAAAUGUUCGGAGUUGGUGCAAACAAAAAUGUAUACUUUGUCACAAAUAAAUUAAAUACCGAAUGGAUUGAACUAGAAUCUGUUAAGCCACAUCAUAUAGUUGAAGCAAGAAAAAUAAAACGAUAUUUCACCGGGAAAUUAAAAAAUCCGAUAAACAGUUUUCCAAAGUUCGAUGGUACAGAAAAUGAAUAUCUUAGAGCUCAAAUUGCACGAAUAUCAUCGAGCACUCAAAUAUGUCCACGUGGGUAUUAUAUUAUAGAAGAAAAAGAUAAAGCAGAUUUAAGCAGAAUAUCAGACCUAAGAUCCACAAAUUCAUUAAUUUCAAGCAGAAAAAAAAGUGGUGACCUUAUAUUCAACGAAAAUACCAAACCUAUUUCUAAUAUUAAUUUAACGAAUGUAAAUUAUUGGGUGCAUAAGAAUCCUCACAUAGACAUUAAUGGAGUUACCUAUAAAUUAGGUUUUUCUAAUCUGUCCCAUUCGAAAAAAAAUGAAGGAAAUGCUGAAGAAUUUGAAGAAGAGGACAAUUUGAGUUAUGGUGAUAAUGUAUUAAAUUCUAGGGGUGAUUUAUUUGGAAACUUAGGAAAUGAUAUCUCUGUUGACAAUACAUCAGCGUGGAAAGGUGUUCUUUGCUCUCCGUUUGAUCCUCGUUAUUCUCAAGCAAUAAUGAAAUCUCAUGUAUGGCCUGGAGCUUUUGCAGUUGCUUACAAUCUCCAAACUGACUAUAUGUAUAUUGGAUGGGGUCAAAAGCAUGAUUAUAAUAUGCUUUAUAACGUUUUUAUGGACGAAAUCAAAAUGGAAAAUCCAAUUCAAGAUGAUACUUUUACUGUGGAGUUUCAAGAAUUUACUAAAAAAGAGAAAACAGAGAAUGAAAAACAUCGCUUAAGUACAAAUAAAAAUAUUAACCCUUUUCCACUACGAUUGAAUCGUACAAAAUACAAAGGUGGUGAAAAAGUUAUUACAUAUUAUACUUACGAGUAA